Lytechinus variegatus (green sea urchin) is the source of this 7997-nucleotide messenger RNA. Its product is annotated as E3 ubiquitin-protein ligase BRE1A-like. Gene Ontology annotation, molecular function: metal ion binding; ubiquitin protein ligase activity. NCBI's taxonomy places the organism in Eukaryota, Metazoa, Echinodermata, Echinoidea, Temnopleuroida, Toxopneustidae. Gene Ontology annotation, cellular component: nucleus; HULC complex. The transcript has 19 exons. The record is from RefSeq and is a predicted model, not a curated record. Bases 126 to 3128 code for a protein of 1000 amino acids.
GGAAGCAGAACGUCUGAUUGCUUGAUUUUCUCCCCAAGAGUUUAUGGACGAAGGAGGAGGCAAGAAAAACAGGGCGUUAUUCCACAGUCUUUUGAUUAGAAGACUCUUCGAGACGGGAGGCAACCAUGACGUCAAAGAGGUCCAUCAGUGAGACUUCAUCUCCUAACCAGGGAGCCUCCAGCAGCACAGGGGAGCCUCCUGCCAAAAAGGUCUAUGUAGAACCUUACAGCAUAGGAUCAGUUUCCUCACAGGAGGAAAUGGAUAUCAAAGUGCUGCGAUUUCAGAAUAAAAAGUUGGUCGAGAGACUUGACAUUCGGAGUGUCCUGGAGAAUGAUCUUAGAGGGCAAAUUGAACGUCUCCAACAAAGACAGAACACAGAUGAAUAUGUCCUGGGAUUGAUGAAUCAAUACUGGACACAGCUUGAAGAAGAUUUAAGGAUCUUAUUAGAGAGGUUCAAGGUCCCUGUCACCGAGACCAAACCAGCUGUAGUUAGCUUUCCACCUGUCAUCAGCUUUCCACCUAUCAAACCUGACCCUGAACCAUCACCAGAAAUCAAGACAGAACCAGUCACAAUCAAACAGGAAAUCAAACAGGAACCUGGGAUAGAGGUCAAAGUUGAACCAGUAGAGGUCAAGGGUCAGGGGUCAGAUUGUAAUAUGGAAGGAUCUGAUGAUUCACAGGAGAGGAUAUACAUGGAUAGUGAUAGUAAAGACAGCAUAAAAGAAGAAAAGAAAGCCAAUGAAGAGAUCACAUCAUUCCUUGCCAUGAUGUCUAGCUGUGAUCAAACAGAGAUAGAUAUCAGACUCAAAGAGCGUUGUAAGUUUUCUACAGAAGCAGUCUCCAAGCUACUCCAGUCUUUUGAUGAUCUCAAGAGUAGACAGGAAACAUUUGUCAAAGAGAUGGCAGUCACAGAGUCUGAGCAAGGUUUAAAGAUGGUAAAUGAUCAGCUAUAUGAAGAAAACAAGAGAUUGACUGACAUGAUGGCUUCAUUACAGGAAAGACAAAGAGAAACCACUAUGAAGUAUACUGGUUACAGUGAUAAGCUUGUAUCAGUUGAAACCAAACUUGCUGAAGCUCAUAACCAAAUGGAUGAUCUUCAGUAUGAUCUUAACCAGGCCAAGCAAAGAGCGUUCAAACUAGAACUUCUUCUAGAAGAAAGCUAUACUAAACUAAAAACGGCAACCUUCAUCGGAGGAUCUGGUGAUGGAUCAGGUGGAUUAGCAUCAAAACAGCUUCAGAGUAUUGUGAAUGAUCUUGAAGAGAACAAAGACUUAGCUUCAAGUCGUCUUAAUGACCUGGAGAAGCUUCAAGAGAAAUACCAAGAUGUUGUCAAAGACCUAGAGCAGUCAAAGAUGAAUAUUAAACUAUUACCUGAGCAUGUGAUAAAGGAAACAGCCACCUACAAAUGUCUUCAGUCUCAGUUCUCAGUGUUGUACAAAGAAGCUCAAGAGAUGAAAUCACAGAUGGAAGAUGCUCGGGCAUUAUUACAACAAACCAAGAAUACACAUCUCAGACAGAUUGAACAGAUGGAGAGCGAUGAACUUGCCUGUCAGAAAAAGUUACGUACAGAGGUGAUGCAGCUUGAAGAUAAUCUAGCUCAGGUACAGAAGGAAUAUGAGAUGCUGAGGAUAGAGUUUGAACAGAAUCUAGCUGCUAAUGAACAAGCAGGUCCAAUCAACCGUGAGCUUCGUCAUCUCGUAUCCAGUUAUCAGAGUCAUAAUGCCCAACUCAAAGGAGAGAUAAGCCGCUACAGGAGGAAAUUAAAAGAAGCACAGGUUGAAAUAUCUAAGUUAAAAACUGAAGUUGAGAAACAUGGUCAACUUGGCAAUAGCACCUCACAUCACGGCGGAACAUCAAGUUCAUCAUUGGGAUCUUCCUCAGGGAGUGGAAGCAGUAGUAGCAACAGUAAUAGCAAGGAUGCCAGCUCAGAACACAGGGAAGGUGGGCAUGAUCAAUCUAAGCGUGAUGACCACACCCACCACCACCACCACCAUCAUCAUGUGGAUGAGAGGAAGGAAAGAGAGAGGAAGAGGGAGGAUAGUGGAAAGGAUGGAAUGAAGAAUGAGUCAGAUCUGGUCAAAGAACUAAGAGCAUCAUUGAAGAAAGCUCAGGAGAGUCAGAAAGAACUCAAGUUGCUGCUUGAUAUGUACAAGGGUCUAGCAAAAGAGCAGAGAGAAAAAGCGCAGAUAAUGUCUAAUGAGAGGAAGGCUAGGAUGGAGAUCGAUGAACUCCAGAAAAGAAUACGCCACCUAGAGGAGAGGGAGAGACAGGAGAGUAGAAAGAUGGCUGAUGACGAUGCCAUGAGAAAGAUACGAGCACUCGAAGAAGGCAUUCAUCAGCUUCAAAAGAAACUUGCUGAAAAGAAACAGGAGGAGGAAGCUCUUUUAUCUGAAAUGGAUGUAACAGGCCAAGCCUUUGAAGACAUGCAAGAGAUGAAUACAAGACUCUUACAACAACUCAGAGAAAAGGAUGAUGCUAAUUUCAAACUCAUGUCUGAGAGGAUAAAAUCGAAUCAGAUCCACAAGUUAUUAAGAGAAGAGAAGGAUGUUCUAGCUGAUCAGGUAGGGACGUUACAAACCCAGGUUGAUGCUCAGAAUCAGGUUGUGAGGAAGCUGGAAGAGAAAGAGAGGGUGUUGCAGACUACAUUGAGUACUGUAGAGAAAGAACUUACUCUAAGACAACAAACCAUGGAUAUGCAUAAAAGAAAGGCCAUGGAUAUUGCUCAACAAGCUGCAGAUUUAAAACUGAAGCUAGAUAAGAUAGAUGGAACAACGGAAGAACUCCAGAGGAUAGUGAAAGAAAAGUCAUCGGCAGUAGAGCAAGAGAAUCAUAAAUUUAGGAGAGCUCAGGAGGAAUGCGUGAGCUUAAAACGUAAGGUGGAGAGGUAUAAGAGAAUGGAACUAGCAAGCAGUGCUGAUGAGGUCUUAGCAGAAGAAGUCAGAUCAUUGAAGGAACAACUGACCUGCCCAUGCUGUAAGAAAGGUCGCAAAGACGUGGUCCUCACAAAGUGCUUUCAUGUCUUCUGCUUCAACUGUAUCAAGACGCGAUAUGAAACCAGACAGAGAAAGUGUCCCAAGUGCAAUGCUGGCUUUGGAGCCAAUGACUACCAUCGAAUAUGGUUAGACUGAGGAUAUUUCAAAGUUGUUUUAACUUUGCCUCCUGGACUGGUGAUGUCAUUGCGACUUUGAUGGUGAUGAGAGAUUGACUGUAAUGUUUUUGUAACAGCUGAUGAAAAUUGGGCUGGUGUUGAGUUUGGCUGUGUCAAUGAGCCUAGUAUGAUGGCAAUGAUAUAAGAAUAAGAAAGAUUGGAAUAUAUGUGAAUGUUACAAGGGGUAACCAGCUGAAAUAUGGAUUUUGAUUACAUUGAAUCAAUUGAUCAUGUUAAUCAAUGAUGGCAUGGAGGAAAAGCCUCUUAUCUGAUGUCUCACUAUGUGGAAAGAAUUGAUUUGUCUCUGUUAUUGAAAAUGUGAUGCCGAGUUGCUUGUAUGAUACAAUACGCUGCUUGAUUGACCAGACUUUGACUUUUACCCCCAUUUAACCAAUGUCAUUCUGCAUGGUUGUAUCAAUCAUUUAUAUUCAAUUUAUCACAUCCAUAUCAUUAGCUAAAUUUAUCUACUUGUGUGAUGGGGAAGAACUCCAUUUUUUGUAGGACAUUCCAUAAGGUGAUAUUCUUUUGUUCUUUGCAGCAAAAUAGUGGCACUGUCCAUCAUUAGUUCACUUGGUUUGUGAUAUUUCAUUGCAUCAUUAGAUAAUACCAGAUAAGGAUAUAUUUUUUCACUGUCCUCAGAUAUAGUCAAGUAACUCAAUUUUGCUAAUAGCAAAGUCAAUAUUCCUUUGUACAUACACACCAAAGAUUAGUAUUAAUCAUGGUUCCAACAUCAUUAAAUGGUGCUGUAUUCCAAUCUAUAUCAGACUUUGCUUGAAUCAUGUUCAUUUAAGUGUACUGUAAACUCAAUCUUGUAUGUCCGAUCAUUCCAUCUAUAAAAAAAAAUCAACCUACCCCUUCCCAAACCCUCUCUGCCAGACACCAUUGCUUGCAUACUCCAAAGCCUUGUUUAGAUAUUACUAUUUUUUAUACAGUGUUCAGAUAUGGUUAGACAGCUUUCUCUGAUGAAGUUUAUACCUGCAUAUUAUUAUGUUUGUGGCCAAUCAACUGUGCUCAAGUGAGUUUGUGUGCACUCUGUAAUGAUUGUGCACUGACAUAUGCACCUCAGUGCAAAGCAGAAAGCAUAAUAUAAUUCUAAUAUGAUAUUUGCCCAAAUUCAUGACAUGGGUCUUUCCAUGAAAAUGGGGCACAAAAUGUGCCAUUUCAUCAUAACUCAAUACUAAUUAUACUAUACAUUGUUGUAGGCUUUGCAUUUGUAUUAAGACCAUACAUUUUACGGGAAAUUUGGGGCCAUUUAGAUUAAUUUUCCAUGAAGUUAUUAAGCAAAACAGUGUAUAAUGCUGUUUAGUGGACAUGGUGUCUAUGUAGCAUCAGGAUAUUUACAUGUAAGUUAAAUUAAUGCAAUUGGACUGACUGAAUCUCGAAAAAAUACAUACAUUUACUUAUUAAGUCAGUUAGCUAAAUCCCCAGAUUUCUUAUGCAUAUUUUCAAAAGAAAAAUUUAACAUUGUCACAUUUUGUUGACACAGAGUAGCACAGUGACAAUAUCAUGUCUUAUGAAAAUAGAACUAUAUGCAAAGGAAAUCUGAGGUGUUUAGCUACCUGACUUAACAAGUAAAUGUGCAUAUUGUAACACGUGUUGGUCAACGUUAUUGCCAUAAUUUUACUUUUAGGUCAAAAUGUUAAUAUUUUGAUGUCACAUGGACACUGUUUGCCUGUAACAGCAUCAUUUUCUAUUUUGCUCAAUAACUUCAUGAAAAAUUAGUCUGAAUGGCCCCAAAUUUCCAGUAAAAUGUAUGCCUUUAAUCUAAAUGUAAAGCCUACAAACAAUAAAUACACAGUACAAUCAGUCUUGAGAUUUUUUUAUUUUUUUUUUCAUCAGUCUUGAGUUAUGCUGAAAUGACAAUUUAUGCCCCAAUUUCAUAAUUGAAUAGCAGUAGACCUGCCUCUGCAUCUUAUUCUUUUGUGUUGCAUCCCAUUAACUUUGUACAUUGAAUUUGGCUUGGGUUUGUCAUGCACUAUCUGAACUUGUCUUUUAGCUGCCAUAAACAACAGAUUUUCAUUGAUUUUAUGUUUCUAAUUUUGAUAUUCAGAGUUUUUCUUUUAAUUCAGGAUCUAGACUACCAGGCAAUUUUAUUUUUUAUGUUCUUAAUCAAAUCUUAUUCUCAUAGAUGUGCAUUGUUAUCAAUCAUGUCCGACAUAACAUGCCAUGAUUAUUGAGUGUCUUCACAUAAUUCUUUGCAGACUUUUUCCCCAAGUAGUGGAGGAACUUCUGUUGCAUCAUUAUUUUCCUGCCUUUUAAAGCGUGAAGUUUGAUUAUUAUGUUUAAAAAAAAAAAAAAAAACUUUUGUUUUUAAGAACAGAUUACUUCUUAUAGGUUGCUCUCCAGCUCUCUCAAGUCUAUAUAAAUCUGGUCAACUUGUCACUAAAUGUGGCUUCUACAUAACAAAAAAAUAUGUUUGUGUUAUGUACAAAAUAAAUUGUAUGAUAUGUAUUAUGAUAUCUUGUUAUCUGAAAAUAAUGUUUGUAAAUAGAGUUGUAUAUGUAUAUAAGAUUAGGGAUUCAAAAGAUGAAGAGGAUGUCACAUAAUUCAGCUUUACUGAGUGUAGGGGCCUACAAAGGGAGAAAAUACACAAGGGCAUUGAGAAAUUCAAGUUCAUAAAGCCCUUGAUGAACACUACACACAUGCCACCCCUUGGAAAGAGAACCAAGAAAAAUAAUAAAAGUAAUAAUAUAUUUGAUGAAUUUCUAAAAGAGUAAGAAUAUACACAUAUAUUUCUGGAUGCUGAAACUCACCUGGCCUUAUAUCUCGAGAAAUGCUUUUGACCGAUAUGUCAAGGCACUAAUCUCUGAAGUACAACUUUUGGCCAUUACCAGGCCAAGGGCAAACUUUGAACACGGUAAUAAAGCUUUAGUAGUAACUGGGAAAAAACCCCACAGUGAAUAAAGAGAUUUGCAACUCAGUGUUUGACAGUGUGUUCAGUAUUUGAAAACUUCCAGACUUAAUCUGCCACAACGCUAACCCUUCAUGGAUUUUGGAGAUGACAUUUUUAUGUUUUGCCAUUGAAUGUGUUAUUCCCUUAUUCUUGACUCUAAAAGAUUCCUGGAUUUCCUUCCUACCUUUUGUAAAUAUUGUAUCACAUUGAUUUAGGGCUCUUAAUCCAUUGAGUUUCAUUUUUUCAGGUGUUGUUUCCCUUACACAAGUUAAUAAAUCAACUGUUGUACCAAUCCCCUGCAUUUUCCCCUUCAGUUUUUUUAAAGUUUACUUAAAAGUAAAGUUUAAAUGAAAUUUUAUUUGGUAAAUAUUUCUAUUAAGAAAUAUUAUGAAUUAUCUGAAUAAUUACAGAUUAUUAAAAAAAAUUAAGAAAGGACCAAUUUUAUUGAUUUCAUGCACAUUCAAAUGUUUAUCAUUAGACCAUUGCCUUCUAAGAGGUUUUUCAAACAUUUUAAUGAUUUCUUUAGAAAGAGCUGAGUUAGACCAGCCUACAGGUGUUUUUUCAUGUGAUAUUAUAUUUGCAUCAGAUUUUGACCAGGGGCUCAUUUCAUAGUCUUAACUAUGGUAACUUUGCCAUUAUGACAACCACCAUGCUAAAACAGCUCAGCAGCCAAUCAGAAUCAAGGAUUCUUUGUUAUGAUGAUAAAGCUACCAACCAUUAGUUUAAAAAAUGAGCUCCAGAUUGGAUUAUGGUCAGGACAGAGAGAUAGGUAGUUUGAUAUUAAAAGCAUUAUUUCACAUAGGUUUUAGGAGCUUGUGUCAUUCACCAUUAUAUCAUCUGGGGCACAUUUCAUAAAGGAUUUGCAACUGUUGUAACUUUGCCAUGAAGGCAACUACAGUGGUAACGGCUUAUCAGCCAAUCACUAUCCAGGUUACCAUGGUCUUUGCCAAUGGCAAAGUUACUAUACAUAGAAUACUUUAUGAAAAGGACCCCUGUUAUAGUGUUUAUACUUUACAUGAAAUCCUAUGAUGUAUUGUGGGAUAUUGCAUAUUUCUAGUUGCUUGCAGGGAUGUCCAACUCGAUCAGUUCAUUCUUAUUAUUUAGUAGUAAAAUCUCUUUCGUAACAUUUAAUGAAGUUUUCAGGUGAAUGAAAGGUACAUCUUUUUUAAGCAUCAAUAUUUUUCCAUAGAAAAAUGGGUUUUCUUGGUCUUGAUAUAAUUAUAACUUUUCAUGUGGACUGCAAUGUUAUAUUGAUAAAUAAUUGGCAUCAUAAAAUGUAUGUCUAGUUUGAACAUUUCCAGUUGAUUGGUAUACUCAGUAGGAAAGAUAGGAUGUCGGUGUUCUCACUCUAGAUUGUAAUUUUGAAGUUUGUUGAUUAAUCGGAAGGUUGAAAACUCCAUUUUUAAGUAAUGUUUUGAAGUAAGAUUAUAUUUAAUACUGCCAAAGGAGUUGCUAUUGCAUAUGAGAUCAUAUGUAAUGUUGACAUAUUCAAUCUGGUACCCACAAUGUUCUACUUGUCUUUUCACCCUAAUUUGUGAAAAUGUAUGUUCUGCUUCCAGUAAUUUUAAAUUAUAAAGAGUAUACAAUUCACUAAUAUGAAUUAGCUAUGAAAAUGUGUUACAAUGUGAAACACACAUACUGUUCUUGAUGUUGGUAAAAUUUGAGAAUAAAGGAUAGCUGAUGUGCCGUCAGAUACAAUAUGUAAACCUGAAGAAUUAAAUAGUAUGUUUUUUACGGCAUUGUGAAUUCUAUUAAAUGACAAUAUUUUACACGGUCAUAUUUUCUCCCUUUUGCCAAUGGAUGAUUUCAAAGUGGAUUAUAUGUAUAUUACUUAGAUAAGAAAUUACCUAGCAAGUAUGCUUUCCUGUAAUUUUCUGCUAUUUGUAAAAUACAUUGCCUGCAAGGUACCCUUAUUUGCAUUGUUGGAAUAAAAAGCUGAUGUAUUGUGGCAUACCA